Nannospalax galili (Upper Galilee mountains blind mole rat) is the source of this 2714-nucleotide messenger RNA. It is a transcript of the gene Exoc3l1, whose product is annotated as exocyst complex component 3 like 1. The transcript has 14 exons. NCBI's taxonomy places the organism in Eukaryota, Metazoa, Chordata, Mammalia, Rodentia, Spalacidae. Gene Ontology annotation, cellular component: exocyst. The record is from RefSeq and is a predicted model, not a curated record. The coding region runs from base 375 to 2609 and encodes 744 amino acids. Gene Ontology annotation, biological process: exocyst localization; exocytosis. Gene Ontology annotation, molecular function: SNARE binding.
GAAUAAAGCGCCAGAGACUCAACUUCCUUCCUUUCUGCCUUAGAGAGGGAGGGGCCUUGGGGGAGAAUGGGCUUUUGGGCUGGGAGUGGGAGAAAUGUUUCCUUGGGGAGAGGAAUUCGGCUGCUGGUGCCAGAGCAGCUAGAGUCACCCAGGCCCUGUGAGCAGUGAGGGUGUGAGGGUGUGCCCAGCUCUACAGGAGGGAGAAGGCCAAUCUCAAGGCCAAGGCUGUUUGCAGAGGAGGGAGAACUGGACACCCAAUCAGAUCUCAGGGGCUAAGACAGAGACAACAGCCCAAAGGAGCAUCCACUCUGCCUGAUCUACCCCAGGCUCUUGUCCCCACUCCUUACCUUGUCUCCAGCUCCUCCAGGCCCACCAUGGACUCAGCAGCCAAGGAUGAAAUACAGCCCAUACUUCUCCCUGGCUCUUCCUGCCCAGGACCUGAGUGGCCGGAGCAGGAGAGGGCAGAGCAGCUGGCUCGGGGUGCAGCACUCAAGUGGGCCUCAGGCAUCUUCUACCAGCCAGAGCAGCUGGCCAGGCUGGGCCAGUACCGUAGCCGUGAAGUGCAGCGUACCUAUUCCCUGGAAGCACGCAUUAAGUCAGUGGUGCAGUCAUAUUUGGAAGGUGUACAGACUGGUGUGUGGCAGCUGGCCCGGGCCCUUGAGGCUGUGCAGGGAACACAUGAAGACCUGAGCCAGGCCCAUGACUUGCUCCAAGAUUUGGCUCAGGCCUCAAAAACCCUAGAGCCUCUGCGGGAACGAGUUGCCCAGCACAAGCAACUGCAGGCCCUGACUCAGUUGCUGCCAAGACUUCAGGCAGUGCCAGCUGCAGUGGCCCACACGCAGGCCCUGAUUGAUGCCCAACAAUUCUUGGAGGCAUAUGUGAGUUUGCGGGACCUGGAGCAGCUGCAAGAGGAGACGUGGACACCCCUAGGAGGGCUGGAGUUGCCAGUCUUCCAGGGGCUGAGCCUUCUGGCUGAGGCUCUGGGACAGGCUAUAGAGGCAGCUGCAGGGGCCGCAGGGCAGCUGGCACGUGAGGAUCCAGCCUUGCUGGUGGCUGCUGUUCGUGUGGCAGAGGUGGAGGCUGAGCGUACAAUGCCCCUGGGGCAGGCACCCCGAGACUGGAGGCAGAGAUGUCUGCGGGCACUACAGGCGGGUCUGGAACGGGUCCAUUUUGCAACACCUGUACUACCUGAGCCAGGUGCCCUGGCAGAGUGGCUGGAGGCUCUGCAGGUAACCCUGCCUGCUGAGAUGGCUACUGCUGAGGCACUAGUAGCACCCUGCUGCCCACCACAUUACAAUGUGGUCCAGCUAUGGGCCCACACCCUGCAUAGUGGCCUGCGCCGCAGCGUCCAGCAACUCCUCGAAGGGCCUGAGCUGGGAGCUGCUGACACCUUUGCCUUGCUGCACUGGGCACUGCAUGUGUACAUGGGGAAGGAAAUGAUGGGGAGCCUGGAACUGGGACCUGAGGCUGAUCUGUUCCAGCUAGAGCCCCUCCUGACCUUAGAGAAUAUUGAGCAGCUGGAGGCAGCAUUUGUGGGCCAAGUCCAGGCAAGUGUGGCCCAGUGGCUGCACAAGGCACUGGAUGGGGAAGUAGCUGAGUGGAGCCGGGAACAGGAACCCAACACAGACCCAUCUGGUUUCUACCACUCACCAAUGCCAGCCAUUGUACUGCAGAUCCUGGCUGAGAACAUUCGUGUGACCAGCCUGGUCAGUGAGUCACUGCAGCGGCGAGUACAUGGCAUGGCACUGUCAGAACUCGGUGCAUUCCUGAGGAGCUUCAGUGAUGCUCUGAUCCGAUUCUCCCGAGACCACCUCAGGGGAGAAGCCUUGGUUCCUCACUACGUGUCCUACCUACUAGCUGCCUUCAACCACCAAUCAGCACUGAGCUCGUCAGUGUCUGUCCUGCAGCCCGACGGGGUAGCUUCAGCGGUCUUGGCUCCUAUAGAAACCGCCCUGGACGAGUUACAGAGGAGGAUCUGCCGCCUGGUAUUAGAAGCACUUCAGGAGGAGCUCCAGCCCCUGUUCUCCGCUCUGCCCUCGCGCCGGUGGUUAUUGGGUUCUGAGUUGCUGGACGGUGUGUGCGAGCGGACAUCGCGCUUCUGCCGAGACUUCUGGCGCGUGCGGAAGCCUGCCGUUCAGCUGCUGCUGGCAGAGGCGGAGCGCACGGUGGUGCUGCAAUACCUACGCGCGCUGAUGCAGGGCCGCCUGGUGUGCCGCGGGGCGGACGAGCGGACCCAGGCGGCUGAGCGCCUUCAGCACGAUGCUGCACAGCUUAAGGAGCUUUUCCUGGCUUUGGGCCUGGAGGAGAGCGCGCAUUGCGCGCCGGUGCUGCUCGCGCUGAAGGGACUGCUCAACCUCCACGAUCCCACGCUGCUUGGCCUCGAGGUGGCAGGCCUGCGGCAACAAUUUCCCGACGUGAGCGAGGAUCACGUCUCCGCCCUCUUGGAUCUGCGCGGGGACGUGUCCCGAGAGCAGCGCCAGGCCGCACUCAGCUCGCUGCUGGCGGGCCCGCCGCCCUCGCCCACCACUGGCCACCGUGCACUCUUCAGCCUGGUGCCCACACGGACGCCCUCGUUGACCUCCUGCCUCCCCUCAGGCCCCUGCUCCUGAUGCCUAUCUGUCUGCGUAAUAAAGCCACGUUCACCGUACAUCUGAAACUCUGUGUGUCGGGGAACGCGGGUGUUGAAGGCCGGCGGUGAUGUUUAGGGGUCCAUG